UUACCUUGAACGCCGACACUGAUGCAACUGCAGUUCCCUUCAACAGACUCUUUCUUCAAACCGAGGUGUAUGGCGAAUGAUGACAGUGCUCUAGUAGACGUUCGCGACGCAUACUCCAGGCUAACUCAUCCUCAGCUCGUCCUCUUUUGUUCUGUCCGCUCCUUGCCCAUCUCAGGAUCUCCUGAGGACUUGGCGCUACGAUUGGCUCACCAUGAUCUCAAUAUCUACCCGUUUCCUUCAGCUCCCAAAGGAACUUCUGUCAAUGGGACAUCACAUCCAGGACCUACGAAACCACGAACACGACAAGUGAAAGCCCCUGAUCUACCUGUCGAGAUACUCGCCGAAAUCAUGGACCACAUCGGAGACUGGGAGCUGGCGAAGGCAGUCGGCGUCCCAACAUCAACACCACAACCUGUAACGUGGACCCGAGCUAGUCAAGCCGACCAUGCCAUCUUGACCGGAUAUCUGCCUCUGCUGCGAGCUGCAGAUCCAUCAUCGCAUCCUCCUACGAAGGUCGGAGCGAUAGUGGCGGUUCGUUUUGGUUAUGUCAAUGUGCUUGAUUAUCUCCUUACACAUCAUGCUUCCCUCUUCCGUUCACUCUUUGAAGAUGGCACCAUACCUCUUAUUGCUUCACAUCAUGGCCGAGUUUCCGUUCUCUCAUGGUGGAAAAAUGCUCAAGAACAACAUCCAGAUAUCCUCCCACCUCUUUCAGCGGAUGAGACAGCGGAGGCAAUUGAUGGGGCUUCUCGAAAUGGCCAGGUAGCAUCAUUGGAUUGGUGGCUACUUUCUGGACUUCCUCUGCAUUAUACCGAGAUCGCUCUAGAAAUGGCUAGCGCUAAAAGGCAUAUAGAUGUCUUGGAGUGGUGGAAAGAACAGAAUAAAAAACGACAUCUUCCAUUGAAGAUAGGUCGUGUCAUGGACAUGGCUAGCAUAGCUGGCCAUGUCGAUGUAUUGGAAUGGUGGGCGAGAUCACAACUUGAUUUCAAGUAUGAUCGACAGGCUAUGUAUCACGCAAGCUGUCAUAGCAAGGUUGAUGUGCUUCAAUGGUGGCAGCAAAGUGGACUACAACUUAUCUUCGAUCACGAUUGCUUGGUCGGUGCUACUCGGCAUAACCGACCGGAUGCUCUCGAAUGGUGGGACAAGAGCCAAUUGCCUAUCCAAUACCGAAUGUGCGAUAUCGAGGAGGCACUGGAAGAUGCCAUAGGCGGAGGUGAAGCCGCGAGAGAGUGGUGGAAGAAGAAAGGUGUGGACUUUAAUGCCAAUGAUACGGAGUGGAUGAAAUAUCAGAAUCUCAACUGACUCUCGGCAUCGUGCACGGUAAAUACUAUUUUCGAUUUCUUUAGCUAGAUGUUUUCAGUUUGCCAUCAUUGUUCUGUCAUGUCAAUUUCCACCUGCCUUCUGCUCGUUCGCAUCAUGUUGCAUACCAUUCGUCCGCAUUGUAUACUAGACUCAUCAUUGCUACCGUAUAACAUUUCUGAACAUUGCACACUUUCCCAGUUACGUCGGCCGCGUAGAUACAACAAUACGGCGAGCCUUUCGACGUGUUCCGGAUACCCUAUAUGACUUUCUAGUGACGC
Messenger RNA from Somion occarium, 1577 nucleotides. The record is from the annotation of a GenBank genome assembly. Lineage: Eukaryota; Fungi; Basidiomycota; Agaricomycetes; Polyporales; Cerrenaceae.